Lineus longissimus is the source of this 2775-nucleotide messenger RNA. RefSeq names its product spermatogenesis-associated serine-rich protein 1-like. NCBI's taxonomy places the organism in Eukaryota, Metazoa, Nemertea, Pilidiophora, Heteronemertea, Lineidae. The transcript has 5 exons. The record is from RefSeq and is a predicted model, not a curated record. Bases 78 to 857 code for a protein of 259 amino acids.
CUUUGACCAAAAAAGGACAUACAAUGUAGCAGCAGUCAUGACUUUCUGAUUAAAGGUGCUAUAAGUGACCGCACAAAAUGUUGCAUGUAACCACAAAAGUGGGAGAAGUUGGAAGGGAAGAGAGAGAGAAGCGUCAUUUCCCAAAAAUUAACAACACUGAGUUUACUCCGACCUAUUCAGCUCGUGGGAGAAGGUAUAUCCCCCAUGGAUACUGCUGUCAUGAUGACACAAUGUGGAAACCCCAUGCCCAGGGUGUCAAUCCUAAAUAUACUGUGAAUGGUCCAGACUGGGUGUCGAAGCUUCGGUACAUUGAUGCACCAAAAAUAGACAAACGGUUUCCUGAAAAUGAGAUAUUCCCCAAGCCAUGGUUUGCUUUAAGGACUUAUCCAGGAAUCACAAGACCGUCGGAGAAAGAAUGGAGUUAUUAUACAAAUGGUUACCACAAUGGAAAACUCACGAGAUGGGACGGCAAGCACAAAGCUAGUGAACAUUCUGAAAAUGAAGUGACUUAUGAUAUGAUUCUUGGCAACAACAAAAAGGAACAUUUGAUUGAGAAGAGGAAUUUUAUCCCCUGUGCGUCUGCUGGGGACAAGCCGUACCAAGCUGUGGAAUACUCCAUUGACUUCCACAAAGUUGGCAUGACGCGUCCUGUGGUUAACUUUGGUGGACCAGGAACGACAAAGCCGGAUACAUUUAUACCACUUCAGAACCUGCCACCAAUGAACCAUGAGAGUUUCCAAAAUAAAGAAAGGCGGAGACGAUUCAGAGACGAGGUUGAUGUUGUGCAAUCACUUGAAGAUUGGCAGCCAGCUACGCCUUUGUUACCUCCACCGCAUGAAGACAUAGGCAAGAAGUAGAAUGGUUUUCCCUAGUCUUGACCAACCCCUUUCCUUAAGAAUCGGUUGUGUGUCACUUCGCCUAAUGCGAUAAGAGAUAUGAACAGGGUUACGAGGAUGUGGACUUUUGUUAGAUGUAGAUGGCGCAGUGAGUCACAUACCUUUCCGGGCUUUUGUAAAGUACACAGCGACAACCCAAACAAAUGAUGAUGUGAAUGACGCCACACAACGUCAUGCGGGGUGAGCUAACUGAGCAAGCAAAUGACGUCACAAAACAAGCACAAUAAUGGGGCAGAUCUUGCGAAACGCAAUUGCUCACACUGCUGUCAUUUCUUUAUCUCAACAUACCUCCGAUCAACCCCUGAAAAGGUAUGUGGCUGAUUGUGCCUUCUAUUGGAUUCAAAUGGCCACUACGCCAUUGCACAGAUGUUGUAGUCUCAAAAAUCAGUCUUCGUCAUUAACAAAAUGUGACAUGUAUAUUUGUAGUCAAAGUAGCACUAACCUAGGCCUACUAACCACUAUUUCAUACACUGUAUUUAAGUCCACUGCACAUGAGUGAUAAAGCGUCUACACAGUAUUUUUCAGUGAACAACUUUAGAUGUCUGUGAUACACACUUUGAGAUUUACCAGAAUGCAGAUUAUGUCGGUGUAGACUGCUGAACACAAAAUAAGCAUAACAUGCAAAUUUUAUAUUACAUGUAGUUAAUAGUUUACUGUUGCAAAUUCUAAUGGUGCAGGUUGGCUUCUGGUUUGAACUGCUGUCAAAAGAAAUACAUACAUGUAAUGGUAUCAGUGUUUUGCAAUAGAUUGCUUUUGCAAUUUUGUGUCUUUAAAGCAGCUAUAUAUAUCAAAGGUAGUGCCUUAUUUGACCAUAGCAUGUGUCAUGCAACGUUGUAUUAACUGUAAAUGGGCUUUUAAAUCCUUUCAGAGCUGUGUGCCUUUGCAUCAGUCUUGAAUGAGAGAAAUAUGUGGAUAUGAUAUCCUCAAAGUUUUAUUAGAGAGAAACUGUUCUUUUGUCCUGUUUUGUGUCCUGCUAUUAAUUACCGCAGUUUUGUGUCAAGAAUUCAUGUCAGAUUGUUUGUAGUACGUAAUCAAAGAAAUGUGCUACUGCAAACUUGGCCAAGAGCUGUGACAAUUUCUUUAGAAAAUCAUGACAGCUCCUGGCAAAUUUUACAGUAUUUUCCUUGUUUGAAGAAAGGUUGUGGCAACAGGGAUGCAAAGUAAUCAUAGUGAUACAAAUUUGUGCCAAAAAGGGACCAUCCUUAACACACACUCGUGGGCUACAUGUGACUUAAGGUAUGACGCAUGAUGAUGCACAGUUCUAAUGUCAAGGCUCGUGGGAAAUUUUCGUGUGAUCACAGAUAAUCCCGAAAAUAUACAGUAUUGAAAAAGAAAAUCUAAUUGAAAUUACAGGGUUGUCAAAUUACUGAAUUAAAAAUACCUGAAAGUCGCGAUUGCAAAAUCAACUGGCCUUGAAUAUUUCAUUAAAAAAUCAGCCCGCCCCUCCUUGUCCUGUCACCAGUAUCUCGUCCCUAGGACAAAACCAGCUGGAGGGACAAGGUUACCAGGUCUAACUUUGAUAAUUUUGCAUCCCUGGCCUGCCAUGACAAAUAUUUUUCAAAUGGUGCUAGACAGUGUAUGGUAGUAUCAUAUUUACCCUCCAAGAAAUAUCCCAGAAGGAUCAUUUCAGAAUCCGUUAAUAAAAGUAACGCUAUCAGUUUAUAAAGAACUUUUUAAUAAAUGGUAGCAUUCUUUUAGAGAGAAAUGUAAGAGUUGUAGUCCGAAAAAGUUUUAUGAUGUACAUUUCUGAUAAGAAGGGAGAUUUUUUUGUAAUAUUCUAUGUCUUUAAUGCUACUAAUUUUAACUGCACAUGCACAAUAUUCAGUUAUGUCUGUUCACGAUCUUUUCGAUGCAAAUAAAGAUUAUUUUUAUUGUUAAA